This is a messenger RNA of Pseudocercospora fijiensis CIRAD86, 2220 nucleotides long. RefSeq lists its product as uncharacterized. Lineage: Eukaryota; Fungi; Ascomycota; Dothideomycetes; Mycosphaerellales; Mycosphaerellaceae. The coding region runs from base 1 to 2220 and encodes 739 amino acids. The transcript has 3 exons. Gene Ontology annotation, molecular function: RNA binding. The record is from RefSeq and is a predicted model, not a curated record.
AUGCCUGCAGUCGAGGAUGUCCUCGUCGACAUGACUUCGUUGACACCGAGGAAGGACAAGGAACAGAAAGACGCAGAUGCAACACAGCAAGGUCGCUCACUCUUCGUGCGAUCGCUUCCUGUCUCAACCACUAGCGAGUCCUUGACCGGACUCUUCUCGGACGCAUACCCAGUCAAGCAUGCCACUGCCGUGAUCGACCCUGCCACCAAGGAAUGUCGCGGCUACGGCUUCGUAACUUUCGCCGAUGCUGAGGAUGCCGCCAAGGCAAAGAAGCAAUUCAAUGGUCAUGUACUUGACGGCAAGAAGCUACGAGUAGAGGUGGCCGAGAAGCGACACAGGAAUGGAGAAAAUGGAGAAAGUGUACCGCAGAAGAAGAAGGAGCAGGAGCGGCAGCCAUCGCAGCCAUCAAAGCUGAUCGUGCGCAACCUGCCGUGGUCAAUCAAGGGCUCGGAGCAGUUGACGCGGCUUUUCCAAAGCUACGGGAAAGUGAAGCAAGCCUACGUUCCAAAGAAAGGACCUGGUCUCAUGGCUGGAUUUGGUUUUGUGGUCAUGCGGGGAAGGAAGAAUGCCGAGAAGGCGAUCGAAGGAGUAAAUGGUAAAGAAGUAGAUGGCAGGACGUUAGCGGUAGAUUGGUCUGUAGAGAAGGAUGUCUACGAGAGUCAGCCGCAGGACCAAGAAGAGAAUGGAGAAAGUGUCCAAGUUGGAGCAGAAAUCGAGGAGGAUCUCAUGGAGGAUGAACAGGGUCGUGGCUCCGACAGCACCAGCGACGUCUCAGGCACCGAAAGCGAUGACGACGAAGAGGGAGGUGUGGACGAUGACGAUGACGAGAGCAUUGAAGUCAACCUAGGUGAUGAAUCGGAGCAGCAGGUUCAAGACAGAUCUGAGGAUCGGUCGAAGACUCUGUUCAUUCGCAAUCUACCAUUCACUUGCACUGAUGAGGAUCUGGAAGACCACUUUCAACAAUUCGGCAGCACUCGCUACGCCCGAGUCGUGAUGGACUAUGGUACGGAACGCUCCAAAGGUACUGGAUUUGUGUGCUUCUACAACAAGGAAGAUGCAGAUGCAUGUCUGCGAAACGCUCCGAUACGCCCAGCCGCUAGCUUGCCUGAGAAAGGCAAGGAUGUCAAACCGGUGCAGGCACCCCAUUCUAUUCUGCAGAAUGACAUGGCAGACCCGACAGGCCAGUACACACUUGAUGGCCGUGUUCUGCAGGUAACACGAGCUGUCGACAAGUCCGAAGCGAACAGGCUAACCGAGGAGGGUGUGAACCAUCGUUACAAAAGAGACAACGACAAGCGAAGGCUCUAUCUGCUGUCCGAGGGUACCAUAAGCUCUAAAUCCAAGCUCUGGGAACAGCUGCCGCCCUCCGAAAGAGCUAUGCGAGAAGCAAGUGCAAAGCAACGCAAACAAUUGAUCGAGAGCAACCCCUCAUUGAGUCUCAGCCUUACGAGGCUUUCAGUGCGUAAUAUCCCGAGAAGUGUGGACUCAAAACAACUAAAGGAUCUGGCGCGAGCAGCUGUUGUCGGGUUUGCAACAGAGGUCAAGGACGGACAGCGGAGCAGAAUAUCGAAAGAAGAAUUAGCGCGAGGUGGUGACGAGAUGCAGGCCGCGGAAAAAGCUCGUAGGGAAGCCGGCAAGGGCAUUGUGAAGCAAGCCAAGGUCGUGUUCGAGAGUGCUGGUGGUAGCAAAGUGAGCGAAGAGAGUGGAGCUGGUCGAAGUCGAGGCUAUGGUUUCAUUGAGUAUCACACCCACCGAAACGCGCUGAUGGGUCUUCGAUGGCUGAAUGGACAUGCCAUCGACUAUCAAGUCAAGGAUAAGGAAGGUAAAGGCAAGCUCAGCCGAGAGGAGAUCCAGGAUCGGAAGAAGAGGUUGAUCGUGGAAUUCGCAAUUGAGAACGCGCAGGUUGUGAAACGGAGGCAGGAAAUGGAGCUGAAGUCCAGAGCACGUAGCCAGGCUGUCAAGCAGGGCUUGACAUCAGAAGAUGCACACAUCGAGGGAAGUGAGCCGUCCAAAGCUAAGCGAAAGGGCGAGAAGCCGAGCUCGCGGAAGCGCAAGAGAGACUCCGAUGCAGUGCGGCCUUCGAAGGCAACGGUAUCCAGGUCGGACAAGAAGACGAAACCAGAACCGAAGAAGCCGGUCGAUGAGAAGUUGGCACGGCGCAACCAGAUCAUCGGACGAAAACGAGCGAUGCGAGCUCGUCGCAAAGGUGGCAAGUCUUGA